AUGUCUGACGUAGUUGAAACUAAUAAAACUGCUACAAAUGAUGUUGGCAGACUAUUGUAUAAUUUCUUCAGCCUAAUUUAUAUUUUCGGAGGAGCGGUCCCCUAUAUCCCGCAAUAUUUACAAAUUCGUAAAACACAAUCUGUUAAAGGCUUUUCUUCGUUUGUUUGUUUUGUACUUUUAAUAUCGAAUAUUUUAAGGAUUUGGUUUUGGUUUGUACAGCCAUUUGCAACUGCCUUACUCUUUCAAAGUUUCGUUAUGAUUAUUACUAUGCUUAUUCUAAUGAAAACCAUUACUCGGUUUUCUGGCAUAAAGCGUUCUCAAUCUAUGCCAUAUACAUCCGGUAUUAUGAAAACAGAAUCAGAAAGUUGGAAUGUUAAUCAGUUCAAAGAUGUUUGGUUUCGGAAUUUUUGGAAAUGGACGCAUUUCUCUAAUUACUUAAUAUUCUUAUAUUCAUUUACACUGAUUUCUGGUUUAUGCACUUAUGUUUUUUCAUCGAGUCAAAUUUAUAACCAAUUAUUGGGCUUUACCGCUUUGUUUAUUGAGUCCAUGCUGGGUUUGCCACAAUUUAUGAAGAAUUGUUUUAAUAAAUCAAUUGUUGGAAUGAGUAUUUCAAUGGUAUUAAUGUGGACCUCAGGUGAUAUAUUCAAAACAAUUUAUUUCGUAUUAGAAAAAGCCCCGUUACAAUUUCCACUGUGUGGUCUAUUACAGAUUGGAUUAGAUUUAGCCAUUCUUCUACAAUGUUUAUGUUAUAAAGGUGAAGGAUUUAUGUGA
This is a messenger RNA of Schistosoma turkestanicum, 771 nucleotides long. Lineage: Eukaryota; Metazoa; Platyhelminthes; Trematoda; Strigeidida; Schistosomatidae. The record is from the annotation of a GenBank genome assembly.